CAUACAGGAUGGCUGGAACUGCUCACCUUGUCAUAAGACUGCUGUUGUUUUCUUUAAUCACGACAGGUGUAAAUGCAGAAGACGGUCUGAUACUUGCUGAACAGAAUUAUCAAAGUUCUUCUCCAUGUGAGGAAGGUUUAGUCUGCUUUCCUGUAUUGCAGUUCAACAGUAGCCAAACAAGUGAUUACUUUGCUAUUGUCAGUGAUGGAGGGAUCAAAACAGCUACAUCAGAAGACUCAAAAUGCACUCUGCAAAUCACAGCGGAGGAUGUUGGACUUCAUCGCUGCCAACAAUUGCCAGAGGUUUUUUCACCUCUCAACACCAUCCCAGAGUUAAUCCUCAUGCCUGGCAAAACAGUGUCGCUGCGGUGCAUUUACUUCACCUACUUAGAGCCGUGGCAUUGCUAUACACAUCAUCGCAAGGUCAAACUGACAUGGGUGGAUGAAUCCGGCGCUGAGAUACAAGAGGACUCAGAACAACCAAUAAAAAGGGAGUCUUCUUGUGAUAUAACUCUGACUGUCACCCUUCAAAGUCCUGGAAACAAGAAGUUUAAAUGCAAAGCGUUUGUGGAUGGACAGGCCCAGACUUCAGUGGAGUUGGGGGUCCGAGUCCCAGCUCCGAAAGGGAGGGGAAGAGGUCUUGUCAUAGACCUAGAACCUGAAAAUCAAGGUGGAAACCAGAACACAAUCGGUUUGGCUGUUGGAGUGGUGGGAUGUGCGGUUUUGACAGCACUUGUUUCAUUGUUUAUUGUGAACAGAAGAAGAACAAUGAGACGGCAGGUGGAUGAGUCCUGUUACACAAUCAGUACAAACAAUGUCGUGAACGCAGACGAUGUGAUCUACGCUGACAUUAUUCUUCCUGUUAGCCCAGACAGAUUGCAGGUCCAUGAUUGCGAUUCCACUGUGUACGCCUGUGUCCGAUACAAAUAGUCUGCUUACCAAACGGCAAAGUGCUGUGCAUAUUUUUGUUACUGAGCUCCGUGCUACUGCAGUGUUUCCCCUAUAUGGGCCAUUCUACCGAAUUGGACCAAAGUCAGGUUGGAAUUUUUUUGA
Messenger RNA from Trematomus bernacchii (emerald rockcod), 1052 nucleotides. RefSeq lists its product as uncharacterized. The transcript is spliced from 7 exons. NCBI's taxonomy places the organism in Eukaryota, Metazoa, Chordata, Actinopteri, Perciformes, Nototheniidae. The coding region runs from base 9 to 929 and encodes 306 amino acids. The record is from RefSeq and is a predicted model, not a curated record.